GUUCACAAAGUUCAAGGUGUGUGUGUGUGGCAAAGAGAGCGAGGGACAGAGAGAGAGAGAGACAGUUAUGGUCAGCAGUCGUAGUAGCGGCAGCGGUGAGAUCACAGCCUGGACUCCUCCUCAGCAGUCCCGACUGAGCUUUAGCUCUGAGCCCGGGUCAUGUUGGGAGAAGAAAGAAGAGGAGGAAGAUGAAGAUGAAGGAGAAAGAAGUUAAAGUUUCUCCUCUAAAGAACUUUGUGGCAGGAGGAGUUGGAGGAGCCUGUCUCCUUCUGGCUGGACAUCCCUUGGACACCAUCAAGGUGAGACUGCAGACACAGCCGAAACCUUCCGGCACUCAGUGUCUGGUCUACACAGGAGCCUAUGACUGUUUUCGCAAAACUGUAUCUAAAGAGGGCGUCCUGGGCCUCUACAAAGGCAUGGGUGCCCCUCUAAUGGGUGUGGCUCCGAUGAUGGCCAUCAGCUUCUUUGGCUUCGCUCUGGGGAAACAGUUACAGCAGACGGAUCCUGGUAAACCGCUAACGUCGACUCAGUUGUUUGUCUCUGGUUGCCUGGCUGGAAUCUUCACCACUGUUAUUGUGGCUCCGGGCGAGAGAAUCAAAUGUUUGCUGCAGGUACAGUCCAGCAGGGGGGGCACUAAGUAUUCUGGUCCUCUGGAUUGUGCUCUGCAGCUUUAUAAGGAGCAGGGAAUCCGCAGUGUUUACAAAGGGACAUUACUGACUCUAAUCAGAGAUGUUCCUUCGACUGGUCUCUACUUCCUGGCCUAUGAAAACCUCAAAAUAAAUCUGACACCUGAAGGUCAGAGUGUUUCUCAGCUUAGCACUCCCAGAAUCCUCCUGGCUGGUGGUGUUGCAGGGAUUUUAAACUGGACCAUUGCACUACCUCCGGAUGUCCUCAAGUCCAACUUUCAGACAGCUGCAGACAGAAAGUACUCCGGUCUGGCUGAUGUAUUAAAAACCCUGCUGCGUGAAGAAGGACCUAAGGCUUUGUAUAAAGGAAGUAACGCCGUCUUCCUCCGAGCUUUCCCUGCUAAUGCUGCCUGUUUCCUGGGUUUCGAGGUGGCUCUAAAAGGACUAAACAUUCUUGCACCCAGUUGGUGAUAUUGGAAAAAUUGCGAUGAAGAUUCAUCUGCUUUUCGGCAAUUUUCUGGUGCUGAAAUAUAUAUGCUUGAAUUUUUGUAUUUUCUAAAGAAGGACUUGAACGGAAUUGCUGUCAUGCCGGCUAGCACUGAAUCUGUAACCAUCGUCUUAGCUAUUCAUGCUAUGUUUAGCAUUGUGUCCUGUGCCUUAUAAAAGGAUCUUCAUGUUUUGUUGCCUGAAACAUGGAAUUAAAAUGAACUGUCCGAUAGUUUGCAUCACCUCAUGUACGGAGCAGGCUGACGACUGUGAAGACGUGAAUUUGUUUAGCACUGAAUAAAUCCUGAAAUACC
This is a messenger RNA of Cynoglossus semilaevis (tongue sole), 1426 nucleotides long. Its product is annotated as mitochondrial carnitine/acylcarnitine carrier protein. The coding region runs from base 189 to 1097 and encodes 302 amino acids. Lineage: Eukaryota; Metazoa; Chordata; Actinopteri; Pleuronectiformes; Cynoglossidae. Gene Ontology annotation, cellular component: mitochondrial envelope. The transcript is spliced from 9 exons. The record is from RefSeq and is a predicted model, not a curated record. Gene Ontology annotation, biological process: carnitine transmembrane transport; mitochondrial transport. Gene Ontology annotation, molecular function: O-acyl-L-carnitine transmembrane transporter activity.